UCUCCAUAGCUCUCAGCAGCAAAGCUUAAUUUGGCAGUAAUACUCUUCCUCUUUGUAUUUCUCAAAAAUCCCACAAAAAUUCAUGGCCGAAGUUGGGAAACUAAAGAAGCUGAAGUCAGCCAUGAAAAGGUGGCCAUCUUUCACGAAGCUCAGCCGGGCCAACAGUAGCGCGGCCAUCGCGGCUGUGGAUUCUGAGCCUAAGGAAGUGGUCCAUGCGGUUUACGUGGGGAAGUCACGGCGGAGAUACCUUGUGGGGUCUGAAGUCAUCUGCCACCCUCUCUUCCAAGAACUUGUGGACCGGUCCGGCGGUAUUGACGACGGGGAAGUGGUGGUUUCUUGCGAGGUGGUGUUGUUCGAGCACCUGCUGUGGAUGCUGGAGAAUGAUGGCGCUCAGUUGGGGUCCGUGGAGGAGCUGGUUGAGUUCUACACUUGCUAACGAGGAAUUUAUAUAUUGGGGAAAUUAAUUUGUGUAUAAUUAAAGGUUAAUUAGUGGUUAAUGUUCAAGGGGAAAAAAUUGUUUGUACGUCGUUUAGGGAAGGUGAAUAUUCAUUCAAGAACUUUGAUUAGGAUUUUUUUUUUUUUUGCCAUUUUUUCUAAAAAAAAAGUGAAAAUCAA
Rubroshorea leprosula is the source of this 615-nucleotide messenger RNA. Lineage: Eukaryota; Viridiplantae; Streptophyta; Magnoliopsida; Malvales; Dipterocarpaceae. The record is from the annotation of a GenBank genome assembly.